Gordionus sp. m RMFG-2023 is the source of this 1023-nucleotide messenger RNA. Its product is annotated as nudC domain-containing protein 3-like. The record is from RefSeq and is a predicted model, not a curated record. Gene Ontology annotation, biological process: protein folding. The coding region runs from base 30 to 965 and encodes 311 amino acids. The transcript is spliced from 8 exons. Gene Ontology annotation, cellular component: cytoplasm. Lineage: Eukaryota; Metazoa; Nematomorpha; Gordioida; Chordodea; Parachordodidae.
GUUGUGUUCCAAAAUACAUAAUACAUUCAAUGGAGGAAAGUCAUAAUUAUGAUAAUCUACUUAUGAUGUUAUUAUCAAAUGAAGGAACCCUUGAUAAAUUUUUUGAUAAAAUUUUUAAUUUCUUACACAGAAAAACUGAUUUUUAUAAAAUUUUGAAAUCAUCAGAUGGUAAAUUUGGGUUCCCCAAAGGAUAUGCAGAAGAACUUGUUAAAGCAGCAUUUACAAGAUAUCAAAUUUUACAAAAUGAAACUGUAAUUACAAAAAGUGAUAAUUAUUCUGAUUAUUUACACAUUGCAGAUCAAACUCAACACAAUAAUGACAUUUUUCCAAGAGAGCUAAAAUCAAAUAAAUAUGAAUUGUUAAAAUUAAAAAAUUUACCAUUAUCUGGUGACUCAAAAAAAGAUCAAAUUGUUUUUCAAAAAUACUCAGAAAGUUAUAAUGGUGCAAUUAGGGAAAAUUAUGUAUGGACCCAAACUAAUGAUGAUAUAGAUGUGAGAGUAUUUAUUGAGCCAACCAUAAUGUCACAAAAAGAUAUAUCUAUAAAAAUUGAUAAUAAUUACAUUGAAAUUAAAACAUUAAUAAAAACGUUAAUUUCAGGGUUCUUUCAUGCAUUAAUUAAAAAGGCAGAAUCUUUUUGGAGCAUUAUACCUGGAGAUCAUAUUCAUGUAAAUUUGGAAAAGAUGGUACCAAGAAUGUGGCCUAACCUAUUGCAAAAUGAAAAAAGUAUAAGUCUCGGGGAUUUGGAAUUAUCGCAAAACAUGGAAGAUCUUCCCGAGGAUGAGCAAAAUACGGUCCAAAGACUUGUUUACGACGAACAACAGAAAGUUAUGGGCAAACCCACCUCUCAACAAAUGGUCAUGGCAGAUAAAUUAAAAGAAGCGUGGAACAAACCAGGCUCACCUUUUUUAGGACAACCAUUUGAUAUAAGCAAAGUUAAUAUAAGUGGAUCAUACACAAAUGAAUAAUAUUAAAAAAAUAUAUUUAUUUAAAUAUGUAUCAUUUUUAUUAUUGUAUAAUAUAAAA